Theileria orientalis strain Shintoku is the source of this 1392-nucleotide messenger RNA. RefSeq names its product cysteine protease precursor TacP. The coding region runs from base 1 to 1392 and encodes 463 amino acids. The transcript has 3 exons. Gene Ontology annotation, cellular component: lysosome. NCBI's taxonomy places the organism in Eukaryota, Apicomplexa, Aconoidasida, Piroplasmida, Theileriidae. Gene Ontology annotation, molecular function: cysteine-type endopeptidase activity. The record is from RefSeq and is a predicted model, not a curated record.
AUGGCUACUAACCAAAGCAUUCAUAUUUACCGAUGGGGUAUCACACUUAAUCACAUUUUGGGACGUAAGAACAGCGACCCUAGCCAAAGCUUGAUAUCGAACAGGUUCGACGACGUGGAACACACCGGCAAUGAUGACCAAGUCUCGUUAAAGAAGUCCUUCAGAAGCACUUUAACUAAGAAGCGCAUAGUUAUAAUAUCCGGAGUAGUGCUUUCAGUUCUUCUGGUAGUAGGUCUCACCUUGACCGGAGUUUUCGUUUCGAGAGCGCAAUAUGCUAAAAAAUUCACCCACAACCUUCAAAAUCACCUUAAAUCUAGUUUCCCUUCCAUAGACGAAAAGCUCACCGAGGCCUAUGUGAAGGAGCUGUCUAGUUUGUACGAGCGUAGGGAAAUCUCCUACGACCACGUAAAGGAGUUCGAAGCCCUGAGGAGCUUCGAAAAGUUCAAGGCAGACUACAACAAGGUCCACGCCACCGACGACGAGCGCAGAGAGAGGUUCCUCGUCUUCAGAAAUAACUAUUUGGAAACCCUUACACACAAAGGGCACGAAACCUUCACCAAGAGUGUCAACUUCUUCUCCGAUUUGACUGAAGAGGAGUUGAACAGAUUGUUCCCAAAAAUAGAGGUACCCAAGGAGUCGUCUCCGUCCGAGCACCUCGAGAGACUCAUGAGCUCAAGGUCAACCGACCCCAAUUUCCUCGCAAAACUCGCCCUCGCAAAGGGAUUUCAAUCCCCUGUUAAAUCACUCGACGGCAUCUCUGGUGAGAGCAUUGACUGGAGAAAGGCCAACGGAGUCACCAAGGUCAAGGACCAGGGAAUGUGCGGAUCAUGCUGGGCAUUCGCAUCAGUUGGCUCUGUCGAAAGUCUCUACAAGAUCCACACCGACAAGGUCCUCGACCUGAGUGAGCAGGAGCUCGUCAACUGCGAGACCAAGAGCCACGGCUGCGAGGGAGGAUUCGGAGACACGGCCCUCGAGUACGUCAAGAACAAGGGCAUCAGCAGCAGCGCAGACGUCCCUUACCACGCCAUGGACCAGACCUGCGACAUAAAGACGCACGACAAGGUCUUCAUCAACUCCUUCAUGGUCACCAAGGGCAAGGACGUCAUGAACAAGUCGCUCGUCCUCUCGCCCACCGUGGUCUACAUUGCAGCCUCCUCGGAGCUCAUGAUGUACAAGGCGGGCGUGUUCAAUGGCGCCUGCGCCAAGGAACUCAACCACGCCGUGCUCCUUGUCGGAGAGGGCUAUGACGACAUCGUCGGAAAGAGGUACUGGGUCAUCAAGAACUCCUGGGGACCGCACUGGGGAGAGGAUGGCUAUGUCAGACUCGAGAGAACAGACAAGGGAACCGACAAGUGCGGCGUCCUCGACACCGGCGUAACACCUCUGUUGUAA